This is a messenger RNA of Gallus gallus (chicken), 3086 nucleotides long. It is a transcript of the gene SCYL3, whose product is annotated as SCY1 like pseudokinase 3. The record is from RefSeq and is marked validated. The coding region runs from base 202 to 2442 and encodes 746 amino acids. Gene Ontology annotation, molecular function: protein kinase activity; ATP binding. The transcript has 14 exons. Gene Ontology annotation, biological process: protein phosphorylation. NCBI's taxonomy places the organism in Eukaryota, Metazoa, Chordata, Aves, Galliformes, Phasianidae.
GGAGUCGGCGGCCGCGCCGUGCGGGAGGAAAGCGAGCGGCCGGCGGGGCAGGGGAGGCGGCUCCCUCGGGCCGGCCGGGAGCAGAAAAUGCUCUGCAAGUGAGCUGGAUGGUGCCUGCCUCCCCCUGAAAAACUCUGCCUCCACCCAAAGAGCCAUUUGUCACCAAGAGGGAACCUCUCCAGCGGCCCGACUCGGCGAGUGAUGGGCUCGGAGAACAGUGCUUUAAAGAGCUACACGCUGGAAGAGCCGCCAUUCACGCUGCCAACCGGACACACCAUUUAUCCAGCUGUGCUGCAGGAUGGCAGACUCGCUUCUGUCUUCGUGUACAAGCAGGAGAACGAGGACAUGGUUAACAAGGCUGCCAAGCACCUGAAAACCUUGCGCCACCCAUGCCUUCUGCGCUUCCUCUCUUGCACUGUGGAAGCUAAUGGGAUCCACCUGGUUACUGAACGUGUGAAGCCUUUGGAGACAGUCCUGGAGACACUUUCUUCUGCAGAGAUCUGCGCAGGGAUCUACGACGUGCUGCUGGCACUCACUUUCCUCCAUGACAGGGGAAACCUAACUCAUAACAACGUCUGUUUAUCGUCUGUGUUUGUAAGCGAGGACGGGCACUGGAAACUGGGAGGAAUGGAAACAGUCUGUAACUUUAGUGAAGCCACCCCGGAGUUCCUCUGUCAUGUCAAAUCAGUGCGAGACCAGUCGUGCAUCCCAUGUGAGGAGAUGUCUGUAGAUUUCAAAAUUCUGCCCAGCAGCUGUGGGCAUGCAAGGGAUGCCUACGCCUUUGGAGCCAUGGUUGAAAAUCUCCUGACAGCUCUAAAUGAUCAGGUUUCAGCAGAUAUUCUCUCCAGCUUUCAGCAAACCCUGCACUGUACGCUGCUGAAUCCAGAUCCAAAGUGUCGUCCACCGCUGUCCAGCUUACUGUCUCACGAAUUCUUCAGGAAUGAUUUUCUGGAAGUUGUGAACUUUCUGAAGACCUUAACACUAAAAUCUGAGGAGGAGAAAACUGAAUUUUUCAAGUUCCUGCUGGACAGGGUGGCUGGCUUGUCAGAGGAGCUGAUAGCAUCUCGGCUUGUGCCUCUUCUACUCAACCAGCUUGUGUUUGCAGAACCUGUAGCUGUCAAGAGUUUUCUUCCUCAUCUGCUGGGGCCAAAGAAAGAGCAAACUGGAGAAAGCCAGACCAACUGCCUCCUGUCGCCAGCCUUGUUCCAGACUCACGUGAUUCCUGUGCUGCUGAAGCUCUUUGAGGUUCACGAGGAGCACGUGCGGAUGGUGCUGCUGUCUCACAUCCAUGCCUAUGCAGAACUGUUCUCUCGGGAAGAGUUGAAAAACAUCAUAUUGCCACAGGUAUUGCUGGGCCUUCGAGACACCAGUGACUCCAUUGUGGCAAUAACGCUGCACAGCUUAGCAGUUCUUGUCUCCCUGCUUGGACCUGAAGUGGUUGUAGGUGGUGAAAGAACAAAGAUUUUCAAAAGCUCUGCACCAAGUUUCAUGAAAACUGCUGAUUUCUCCCCAGAAGACUCACCCACUCGUACUGUAAGCAAUCAGAGACAUCAGACCUCUCAGCCUUUGAAGAACAAUUCCAGCGUGCUCCCUAUCUCUGGAAAUGCCAUUGUCAAGAAGCAUUCUGUGCAACAAGACAAUCCACUGGCUUUAAAUACAGGUGAGCAAGCCACUCAGCUCCCCCUGAAUGGAGUUCUUGGGAGCAGCAGGAGCUCUUUGACUACCUCCGAAAAGCCAGCAGAGGAGUGGCCAGACUGGAGUGAGCCAGAGGAGACAGAGAAUGAGAAAACUGUGAACAUCCAAAUUCAGCCCCAAAAGCCACAGGGCAGCAUGGGACCUUAUUUUGUUGAACGUGAUGUAGAUGAGAAGCCUUGGGAUGACUUUGAGCCCAGCAGCCCUCAUACUGACCUGACCUCAGGAAACUGCCUCACUGUGACACAAGCUGAUGCAGCUGAAAUGCAGAGGACUCUACCGGGUACCCAUCAACAGAGCAAGGAAUUGGAAAGCCUCAAAGUGAGUCCCUCAACAAAGUCCUCCCCUGGGAACAGCUGGAACAAUGACAAAUGGGACCACCGAGGACAACUAGGAAAAACUGUGCUGCCCAAACAGACCUUAGAGGAAAGAUUGAAGUCUUCAUUGGAGUCUGGCCUAGGAGAAGAAUUCACCAUCAAAGUGAAGAGGAAACCAGUGCAGGAUCCUGAGCUGGACUGGUUUGCUGACAUGACACCAGACAUUAAACCUUCUUCAGCAGUCUUAAUUUUACCUGAAGCAAGGACAGAAGCAGUUGUUCCCAGUCACUCUGGUGCAGUAUCCAGCAGAGAAGGUGCCUCCCAGAAUGCGCUGUUUUCAUCCAAAUUUGCAGCAGUUGAUGUUAUUGAGGCUGAAGCUGGAGGCUGGGGUGAAGAAGAGGAGUUGAACUGGGAAGAUGAUGCUAACUGGUAAUGGGACUGAAAGAGACAAAGGCGGUUUAUGCUGUGUUGGAAUCUGUAAGAGAAGUCGCUGCUUCUACAAUAUAACAGCUAAGUACCUCAGCACUGCUUUUGUGAAAAGGCAGGCACUUGCUGCUGCAGCCAGCAAAAUCCCAGGGGGCCCACUCCCUUCUAAUGGAUGCUCCUUCCCAGUCUGUGCCAAAAAAAACGCAGGGGAGUGAGGCCUGCGCUGAAGCAAUAGGCCCAGCUGUGGUGUGUGCCACUGCUACUGGAGAGAGGAACAGCAGGAUAGGUGCGUUGGUGCUGAUGGAGGCUGAAUGGUGGCGCAAGCAAAACUCAUCUCUGCUCUGAAAAACUGAUGACAAUAAAUGAAAAUUACUUUGAGUUACCUGUUCGUUGGGCUUGUUAUUUUUGUUGCUUUUCUUUUUUGCUGGAAAGAAAGCCCUUAGAAAUUGAUCCUUGUAACAUUUUAGCUGUAAGAUGAUUUUAAAAUGAAUCUGUACAACAUAUUUAUUUGUGUUUCUAAAGCUCUUUCCGUGGAUUGCAUAAAAGGUGCUAGGAAAUGCACGGUGAAGGACUGUUCAACUCAAAACCAUUUAAGCACCAUAUUCAUUCUGCUCUUAACUGUGAUGAAUAAAGAUUAUUUUUAAAAGAUGA